CCUCAGAGCAGCGGGGGGGCAGCCUGCCAGGCAGUGAGGCUGCAGGAGCGCAGGGUUUCCGGGCAGCUCUGCGGACAUGGAUGUGUUCCAGAAGGUGGAGAAGAUCGGAGAGGGCACCUAUGGGGUGGUGUACAAAGCCAAGAACAAGGAGACAGGCCAGCUCGUGGCCCUCAAAAAGAUCAGGCUGGAUUUGGAGACUGAGGGUGUCCCAAGCACCGCCAUCAGGGAGAUCUCCCUACUCAAAGAGCUUAAGCACCCCAACAUUGUCAGGCUGCUGGACGUGGUGCACAGCGAAAAGAAGCUUUACCUGGUGUUUGAGUUCCUCAGCCAGGACCUGAAGAAGUACAUGGACUCCACCCCGGCCUCCGAGCUCCCCCUGCACUUAGUCAAGAGCUACCUCUUCCAGCUGCUGCAGGGGGUGAACUUCUGCCACUCCCAUCGGGUCAUCCACCGAGACCUGAAGCCCCAGAAUCUGCUCAUCAAUGAGUUGGGUGCCAUCAAGCUGGCUGACUUUGGACUGGCUCGAGCCUUCGGGGUGCCCCUACGCACCUACACCCACGAGGUGGUGACACUCUGGUAUCGUGCGCCCGAGAUCCUCUUGGGCAGCAAAUUCUAUUCGACAGCUGUGGAUGUCUGGAGCAUUGGUUGCAUCUUCGCAGAGAUGGUGACCCGCAGAGCCCUGUUUCCUGGCGACUCUGAGAUUGACCAGCUCUUUCGUAUCUUUCGGACCCUGGGGACACCCAGUGAAGCCAUAUGGCCAGGAGUCACCCAGCUGCCUGACUACAAGGGCAGCUUCCCCAAGUGGACCAGGAAGGGGCUGGAGGAGAUUGUGCCCAGUCUGGAGCCAGAGGGCAAGGACCUGCUCACGCAACUCCUGCAGUACGACCCGAGCCGGCGGAUCUCAGCCAAGGCCGCCCUUGCCCAUCCGUACUUCUCGUCCACCGAGACCUCCCUGGCCCCGCGCCAGUGUAUGCUGGAGCGAUUCUGCCGCUGAGGACGUUUGAGGCCCCCCCCCGCCCCCCGCCUCAAAGCCUCUCUCCAGCUGCUGCCCUACCCUGCUGCCCCACCCGCCUCCCCACCCACUUCCCAAGAACGAGGACACACCUGGGGAGAGAGCAGUUGGGCAUCAGCUGUCAGAGGGCUGAGUCUGGGUUCGUCCCGCCAGCAGGUUAGCGAGUUCCUGUGUGGUUUGUUGGGUUUGACCGCCAAUUCAAGGUGAGAGCGCAGAAGCCCCGUGCACGAAGGGCCCGUCAGCGGCCGGGUCUGCUGGCGCCGGAACAGCAGGUGCCAAGGAGAGCAGGAAGCCUGCCCGGGCCGCCAGCAAGGCCCUCCUGGUGCCCUUCAGCUGCCCAGCCUUCAGUUGCAGAGCCAGACCCUGAGAGGGAGGGUUCCCCUGGCUGGUCUUUUGGAUUUAAAAUGUUUUGGGGAAGAGUUGAGUUCCAGUUAAGAGUCCCAAGUUAAACAGGAAGCAGGGCUGGGGAGAGAGGACAUUCUCCUGAUCCUGGGAGAGGUCCGGUGUGUGGCUGUUCUAAGUAGUUGUUCUGUCACCUAGGAUAUGCUUACGUUUGUUUGCCUCUGGCUUUAAGAACAGAAAAUAAAACUGAUAUGUUCCUGAA
Messenger RNA from Camelus dromedarius (Arabian camel), 1616 nucleotides. It is a transcript of the gene CDK3, whose product is annotated as cyclin dependent kinase 3. NCBI's taxonomy places the organism in Eukaryota, Metazoa, Chordata, Mammalia, Artiodactyla, Camelidae. Gene Ontology annotation, biological process: signal transduction; regulation of gene expression; regulation of G2/M transition of mitotic cell cycle. Gene Ontology annotation, cellular component: cyclin-dependent protein kinase holoenzyme complex; cytoplasm; nucleus. Gene Ontology annotation, molecular function: ATP binding; cyclin binding; cyclin-dependent protein serine/threonine kinase activity. The transcript has 8 exons. The record is from RefSeq and is a predicted model, not a curated record. Bases 77 to 994 code for a protein of 305 amino acids.